Molecule: messenger RNA, 7465 nt
Organism: Eptesicus fuscus (big brown bat)
Lineage: Eukaryota; Metazoa; Chordata; Mammalia; Chiroptera; Vespertilionidae
Gene: MYO9B
Product: myosin IXB
Exons: 41
Coding region: 118-6546 (2142 amino acids)
Biological process (GO): Rho protein signal transduction; actin filament-based movement
Cellular component (GO): myosin complex
Molecular function (GO): protein binding; ATP binding; GTPase activator activity
Source: RefSeq, a predicted model, not a curated record
GGGCGGGCGGGCUGGCCGGGGACCCGGCCCGGGACCGGCGGCGCGCGGCGGCUGAGGCCCAGCUCCAGAAACGUGCCCUGAGCCUGGGAGGCAUGCUGAAGCCAGGCGGCUGGCAAGAUGAGUGUGAACGAGGCAGGCAGCUCCGGCUGCCAGAGGCAGGCGGCCUAUCACCUGCAUAUCUACCCACAGCUGGCCACCAGCGAGAGUCAGGCCUCGUGCUGUGUGACGGCCACCAAGGACAGCACUACGUCGGACGUCAUUCAGGACGCUGUCACCAGCCUGCGGCUAGAUGGAAGCAAGCGCUAUGUGCUGGUGGAGGUCAAGGAGACAGGCGGGGAGGAGUGGGUGCUGGACGCCAACGACUCGCCUGUACACCGCGUGUUGCUGUGGCCUCGACGGGCACAGGACGAGCACCCGCAGGAAGAUGGUUACUACUUCCUGCUGCAAGAGCGUGACUCAGAUGGGGCCAUCAAGUAUGUACACAUGCAGCUGAUGGCCCAGGCCACAGCUGCCCGGCGCCUGGUGGAGCGCGGCCUCCUGCCCAGGCAGCAGGCGGACUUUGACGACCUGUGCAACCUCCCUGAGCUGACCGAGGCUAACCUCCUGAAGAACCUCAAGCACCGCUUCCUACAGCAGAAGAUCUACACGUAUGCAGGAAGCAUCCUUGUCGCUGUCAACCCUUUCAAGUUCCUCCCCAUCUACAACCCCAAGUACGUGAAGAUGUACGAGAACCAGCAGCUGGGCAAGCUAGAGCCACACGUGUUCGCGCUGGCCGACGUGGCCUACUACGCCAUGCUCCGGAAACGUGUCAACCAGUGCAUUGUAAUCUCGGGUGAGAGCGGCUCAGGCAAGACACAGACCACCAACUUCCUGAUCCACUGCCUCACCGCCCUGAGUCAGAAGGGCUACGCCAGUGGUGUUGAGAGGACCAUCCUGGGCGCCGGCCCCGUGCUAGAGGCUUUUGGGAAUGCCAAAACCGCCCACAACAACAACUCGAGUCGAUUUGGAAAAUUCAUCCAGGUCAACUACCUAGAGAGUGGCAUCGUGAGAGGAGCUGUUGUUGAAAAAUACCUGCUUGAAAAGUCUCGUCUGGUCUCUCAGGAGAAGGAUGAGAGAAACUACCACGUGUUUUAUUAUUUGUUACUUGGCGUCAGCGAGGAAGAGCGACAAGAAUUUCAGCUCAAACAGCCUGAAGAUUAUUUCUACCUCAACCAGCAUAACUUGAAGAUCGAAGACGGAGAAGACCUGAAACAUGACUUUGAAAGACUCAAGCAGGCCAUGGAGAUGGUGGGCUUCCUUCCCGCCACCAAGAAACAGAUUUUUUCUGUGCUCUCGGCCAUCCUGUAUCUGGGCAACGUCACGUACAAGAAGAGAGCCACAGGCCGAGACGAAGGCCUGGAGGUCGGGCCCCCCGAGGUGCUGGACACGCUGUCACAGCUUCUGAAGGUGAAGCGAGAAAUCUUGGUGGAGGUUCUGACCAAAAGAAAAACAGUGACGGCCAACGACAAGCUCAUCCUCCCCUACAGUCUCAGCGAGGCCAUCACUGCCCGAGACUCCAUGGCCAAGUCUCUGUACAGUGCCCUGUUCGACUGGAUUGUGCUGCGCAUUAACCACGCCCUCCUCAAUAAGAAAGACAUGGAAGAGUCUGUCUCGUGCUUGUCCAUCGGGGUCCUUGACAUCUUUGGGUUUGAGGACUUCGAGAGGAACAGUUUCGAACAGUUCUGCAUCAAUUAUGCCAACGAGCAGCUCCAGUAUUACUUCAACCAGCACAUUUUCAAACUAGAGCAGGAGGAGUACCAGAGCGAAGGGAUCUCAUGGCACAACAUUGACUACACAGACAACGUCGGCUGCAUCCACCUGAUCAGCAAGAAGCCCACCGGCCUCUUCUAUCUGCUGGAUGAAGAGAGCAACUUCCCCCACGCCACGAGCCAAACUCUGCUGGCCAAGUUCAAGCAGCAGCACGAAGACAACAGGUACUUCCUCGGCACCCCCAUCAUGGAGCCAGCAUUCAUCAUUCAGCACUUCGCAGGGAAGGUGAAAUAUCAGAUUAAGGACUUCCGGGAGAAGAACAUGGACUACAUGCGGCCAGACAUCGUGGCACUUCUGCGGGGCAGUGAUAGCUCCUACGUGCGGGAGCUCAUCGGCAUGGACCCGGUGGCAGUGUUCCGCUGGGCCAUGCUCCGGGCCGCCAUCCGCGCCAUGGCCGUGCUCCGGGAGGCCGGACGCCUGCGGGCCGAGAGGGCUGAGAAGGCUGCAGAUCUGUGCAGCCCUGGCACCCGAAGUCACCUGGGGGAGUUACAGAGAGGAACCAUCACCCCCUCGGAAAAGCUGUACCGCGAUUUGCAUGACCAAAUCAUCAAGACCAUCAAAGGAUUGCCCUGGCAGGGUGAGGACCCCCGUAGGCUUCUCCAGUCCCUCAGUCGGCUCCAGAAACCCCGCACCUUCAUCCUGAAAAGUAAAGGUACCAAACAAAAGCAGAUCAUUCCAAAGAACCUGCUGGACUCCAAGUCCCUGAAGCUCAUCAUCAGUAUGACCCUGCACGACCGGACCACCAAGUCGCUGCUGCACCUGCACAAGAAGAAGAAGCCCCCGAGCAUCAGCGCCCAGUUCCAGACAUCCCUUAACAAGCUCCUGGAGGCGCUGGGGAAGGCAGAGCCCUUCUUCAUCCGCUGCAUCCGCUCCAACGCUGAGAAGAAAGAGCUGUGCUUUGACGAGGAGCUGGUGCUGCAGCAGCUGCGCUACACGGGCAUGCUGGAGACGGUGCGGAUCCGGAGGUCAGGCUACAGUGCCAAGUACACGUUCCAGGAUUUCACAGAGCAGUUCCAGGUGCUGCUGCCCAAGGACGCCCAGCCCUGCAGGGAGGUCAUCUCUGCCCUGCUGGAGAAGAUGAACGUCGACAAGAGGAGCUACCAGAUCGGAAAGACCAAGGUUUUCCUGAAGGAGACAGAGCGGCAGGCCCUGCAGGAAACACUGCACCGGGAGGUCGUACGGAAGAUCCUGCUCCUGCAGAGCUGGUUCCGGAUGGUGCUGGAACGCCGGCACUUCCUACAGAUGAGGCGGGCGGCCAUUGCCAUUCAGGCCUGCUGGCGGUCCUACCGCGUUCGACGGGCUCUGGAGCGGACACAGGCAGCCAUAUACCUCCAGGCCACGUGGAGGGGCUACCGGCAUCGGGCAGCUUACCGGCGCCAGAGACAGAGCAUCAUCCGCCUGCAGAGCCUCUGCCGGGGGCACCUGCAGCGCAAGAGCUUCCGCCAGAUGGUUGCAGAGAAGCAGAAGGCGGAAGAGGAGAGGAAAGCCCAGCAAGCCUCAAGGGAAGAAACUGCCGAGGGUAGGCCCAGCCAAGAACCACCGGAGGACAGCGAGCAUUCGCCGCGGGAGCCCGAGGUGUGGCUGAGCCACGGGCCCCCUGCGGAGAGCUUCCACCCUGAGGAGAGCCCCAGCCCCGAGAAGGUUCCCUCUUCCCAGAAAAACCCCCCGGAAAGUCAGGAGAAAGUGCCCAGCAGCCGGGAGAAGCGCGAGUCCCGGCGGCAGAGAGGACUGGAGCACGUGGAACUGCAGAACAAGCACAUUCAGUCCUGCAAGGACGGCAGCGCCCUUAGAGAACCUUCCGAAACGGCCUCCCCCGAGCAGGAGGAGCGCCUCCCCCAAGACAGAAAGGAGAGCGGGCAGGAUGAAGCCCUCGCAGACACAGGGGCGGAGGCCGAGGGCCCUGCUCCUGAAAAUCAGCCCGGGGGGCCUCCUCCAGCCUUGCCAGCCUGCCCUGUGCCCGGGGAAAGCCCGCAGGCACCUCAGGACUGCAUGGAACGGCCCACCAGCCUGGCUCUGGACAGCAGGGUCGAUGCACCGGCCCCCGUCACCACCCCCGAGAAGCCUCGGGACAAGAGCAAGCCGAGUGGUGGCGCAAGGGCUCAGGACAGGCCUGUGAGCCCCGGAGGCUCCACCCAGAUCCAGCGGUACCGGGAACCGGUCUCCGAGCGGCUGGCCAGUGCCGUGGAGGUGUGGCGAGGCAAGAACUUGACGGCUACCGGUCCCAGUGCUGUGCUGAGCCAGUCCCUGGACCUUAGCGAGCGGCACCGGGCCACGGGGACCUCCCUCACAGCCACAGAGGAGAGGCGCAUUUCAUUAUCCACCAGUGAUGUCUCCAAGCUUCUCCCGGCCCAGGCCAAGACUCAGCCUCUGUCGGAAAGCGUGGAUGGCGAGCCCAGCACGAAGAAGGCAGCCGUGCAGAAGAAGAAGUCGGUCGAUGCAUCUACCAGCACUGACUCAGGGCUGUCCCCGGGUGCCCAGGCUGACUCUAAGUCCACAUUUAAGAGACUUUUCCUGCAUAAGAACAAGGAUAAAAAGUACAGCCUGGAGGGCACGGAGGAGACAGAGAGCUCGGUCCCCGGGCACAUCGUGCUGGAAGCCGUCACCAUGAAGAAGAAUCUAGAAGCCCCAUCGGGCCACCAGCACCGCCACGCCACGGGCGAGAAGCACACCAAGGAGACAGGAGGCAAAGGGAAGAAAAACCGAAACCUCAAGAUAGGCAGAAUCACGGUGUCAGAGAAGUGGCGGGAGUCGGUGUUCCGCCAGAUCACCAAUGCCAACGAGCUCAAGUACCUGGAUGAGUUCCUGCUCAACAAGAUAAAUGACCUGCGUUCCCAGAAGACACCCAUCGAGAGCUUGUUCAUCGAGGCCACAGAGAAGUUCAGGAGCAACCUCAAGACCAUGUACUCAGUCCCUAACGGGAAGAUCCACGUCGGCUAUAAGGACCUGAUGGAGAACUACCAGAUUGUUGUGAGCAACCUGGCGGCCGAGCGUGGCGAGAAGGACCCCAACCUAGUCCUCAACCUCUUCCAGUCCCUGCUGGAUGAGUUCACCCGUGGGCACUCCAAGAAUGAUUUCGAGCUGCCCAAGCAAAGCAAAGCUCAGAAGAAGAAGCGGAAGCAGGAACGCGCUGUCCAGCAGCACAAUGGGCACGUGUUCGCCAGCUACCAGGUGAGCAUCCCGCAGUCGUGCGAGCAGUGCCUCUCCUACAUCUGGCUCAUGGACAAGGCCCUGAUCUGCAGCGUGUGCAAGAUGACCUGCCACAAGAAGUGCAUGCACAAGAUUCAGACCUACUGCUCCUAUCCAUGUGGGAGGAAGAGCGAGCCGGGUACCGAGCCGGGCCACUUUGGCGUGUGCGUGGACAGCUUAACCAGUGACAAGGCUUCAGUGCCCAUCGUACUGGAGAAGCUUCUGGAACACGUGGAGAUGCACGGCCUAUACACCGAGGGCCUCUACCGCAAGUCAGGCGCCGCCAACCGCACGCGGGAGCUCCGGCAAGCGCUGCAGACAGACCCCUCGACAGUCAAGCUGGAUAACUUCCCCAUCCACGCCAUCACCGGGGUGCUCAAGCAGUGGCUGAGGGAGCUGCCCGAACCCCUCAUGACCUUCGCCCAGUAUGGCGACUUCCUCCGAGCUGUGGAGCUGCCAGAGAAGCAGGAGCAACUGGCCGCCAUCUAUGCCGUCCUGGAGCACCUGCCGGAAGCCAAUCACAACUCUUUGGAGCGGCUCAUCUUCCACCUGGUCAAGGUGGCCCUGCUCGAGGACGUGAACCGCAUGUCACCCGGUGCACUGGCCAUCAUCUUCGCACCCUGCCUCCUGCGCUGCCCUGACAACUCAGACCCGUUGACCAGCAUGAAGGACGUCCUUAAGAUCACCACGUGCGUAGAGAUGCUGAUCAAGGAACAGAUGAGGAAGUACAAGGUGAAGAUGGAGGAGAUCAGCCAGCUGGAGGCCGCCGAGAGCAUUGCCUUCCGCAGGCUCUCGCUCCUGCGACAGAACACUCCAUGGCCUCUCAAAUUGGGGUUUUCGUCUCCCUAUGAGGGGGUCCUGAACAAGAGCCCCACGGCCCGGGGAAGCAGCAGCGGCCCAGAGGAGCUGGGGGUGCUGCCCGAGGAGGAGGCAGCCGGCCACGACGAGGACGAGGACCGGGAGAAGGAGAUCCUCAUCGAGCGGAUCCAGUCCAUCAAGGAGGAGAAGGAGGAUAUCACCUACCGGCUGCCAGAGCUGGACCCUCGGGGCUCUGACGAGGAGAACCUGGACUCGGAGACUUCGGCCAGCACCGAGAGUCUGUUGGAAGAGCGGGCCGGGCGGGGGACCUCGGAAGGACCCCCCGCACCUGCUCUCCCCUGCCCCAGUGCACCUGCCCCGAGCCCCCUCCCCGAGGUGGCCGCCCCUCCAAGACGAAAGCCGUCGUCCUUCAUGACGGUCAGAGUGAAGACCCCCCGGCGGACCCCCAUCAUGCCCACGGCCAACAUCAAGCUCCCCCCUGGCCUGCCCUCCUACCUCCCUGGUCAGGCACCAGGUGCCCAGGAGGCUGCCACGCUAGUGAGACGCCGAGAGACCCCUGCCCGACGCCCGGACCAGGUACACUCUGUGUAUAUCACACCGGGUGCACACCUGCCUGUGCAGGGCACUCAGGAGCCCCUGGACAAGGAUGACCAGCCACCUGGGGCCAAACGGAGGUACUCAGACCCCCCGACCUACUGCCUGCCCCCCACCUCAGGCCAGGCCAAUGGCUGAGGGCCCGAACAUCUGAGGACAGCCGAGUGCCGGAGCUCCAGCAUUCGGCUCUCCGAGAAGGAUCUGGAAUGAAAAGCUCCAAGAGCAAUGUGAGGUGGGCACUGGCUCCAACUGCAGAGUCCAGCAGGGACAGGCCGGCUGGCUGGCCAGGGCUGAGCCCCAAUUUCACACAGUGCCGCCGAGAGCCCCAAAUCCUGGCAGGCAGCCUGGCCUCUCCCACCCGUUUUGUAUGGUUUUACAGUUAACUGUUACUUUGUGCCUGGUUUACAUAACUUUAAACUGUAACAGCCUUAACAGAAGACCAAACUGUUUUUUAUAAGUGUAUGUACAGACUUUUAUAUUAACGCCCUGCCUCGCCUUUAUAACCUGGACACGGACUUCAGAGCAAAACCCACAUGGCCGCCUCACCUUGAAGACUCAGGCCCACAGUGAGGACGGCUUGGACCAGGGGUUUGGACCAUUGGGACACCUGACUGUCCCCAGUCUGUCUGGGUCUCAUCGUCGGGCCUGGCCAGCAGCCAUCGGCCCCCGUGCAUUCAGAGACGCAAUGGAGCCUUCCAUGGUGAUCCAGGCUGUUGACUGGAGUGAGGACAUGAGGUGGGGGGCAGCCUUCACCUGGGGUACCACAGACCUCAUAUCCAGGGUGACUCAAAUGUGGUCAUCACUCUGUCCACUGUUCCCUGAGUGGAGCAGGCCACCCUUGGCACUGCCUGUCCCAUGUGGCAGAACAGGAACUCAGGACUGCUCAAGGGUGAGGAGGGCAAGGCCUGAGUUUGCACAUCCCUGGGAACAGCCUGGGGACCUCCAGAGCGGGGCUCCCGUCUCUCAGGCUCCUCUCCUGGACACCUGGACAGAUGGCCCUGGGUCUGGGACUAGAGGUGUCCUACAAACCAUGUGAAAUAAAGAAACGGUGACUGAG